UCCAAACACCAAAUCUUGACUGGUUCCCAUUUAUAAAAUAUUCAAGAAACGCAAAUCUUUUUCCCCCUUUUAUGACAAAGCAAGAAUUUUUAUAUCUUUUCAUCUCCUUCUGAUCUUCAAUGUCUGUCCCCAUUAACAGAUAGAUACAGAAUAUUAUAUAUAUACAUACAUAAAUCUAUAUAUAUCAUUCUUGAGCUUCAUAUUAUAAGAAAGCUCAGUUUUUUCGAGAUGGGUUCUUUGAAUUUUCAAAUGGGUGUUUGCAUUUUGGUUCUUUUGAUCAGUUUCAGUUGCAAUCUUGUGGAUUCGCAAACUGAAGCUGUAACUGAUGUAGUUGAGGGUAUUCUUGUCAUUAAUGGAAAAAGUUCAAUUGCAAAGAUUGAUAGCGACUUUAUUUGUGCGACUAUGGAUUGGUGGCCACCUGAGAAGUGUGAUUAUGGCACAUGUAGCUGGGGUCAUGCUUCCCUCCUCAAUGUGGAUCUAAACAACAAAAUUUUCCAGAAUGCCAUCAAAGCUUUCUCAACAUUAAAGAUCAGAUUAGGAGGAACAUUACAAGACAAACUUAUUUACCAAACAGAAUACGAUAUCCAAAAACCAUGCAAUCAAUUCUCAAAAAACAACUCAAUGUUAUUCGGUUGGACUAAUGGAUGCCUACCUUUAUCCAGAUGGGAUCAACUCAACACAUUCUUUAAAGACACAGGGGCUAAUAUUAUUUUUGGAUUAAACGCACUUUCUGGGAAGACAAUACAAGCAGAUGGAUCAGCUACAGGAGCUUGGGACUCUGCAAAUUCUGAAUAUUUAAUGCGUUAUACAGUUAAAAAGAAUUACACCAUGUAUGCAUGGGAACUUGGGAAUGAGUUGAGUGGAAGUGGAGUUGGAACAAGAGUAUCAGCAUCUCAAUAUGCUUUUGACACAAGAACCCUAGCAAACAUAGUUCAAGAAAUCUAUGAAGGUGUUGAGAUUAAACCAAGGAUAAUUGCACCUGGUGGUUUUUUUGAUGCUAAUUGGUUCAAGGAGUUUGUUGACAAAACACCCGAAAUUCUAGACAUAAUCACUCAUCACAUAUACAAUCUUGGCCCAGGGGUAGAUCAACAUCUUGUUGAAAAGAUACUGGAUCCAUCUUAUCUUGAUGGAGAAGCUGAUACAUUUAGGCAACUUGAAAGUAUUCUCAAGACUUCUGUAACAUCUGCUUCUGCUUGGGUUGGUGAAGCUGGUGGUGCUUAUAACAGUGGACAUAAUCUUGUCACAAAUGCAUUUGUGUUUAGUUUCUGGUACUUGGAUCAGCUAGGGAUGUCUUCUGUUUAUGACACGAAAACGUACUGUAGACAAACGUUGAUAGGAGGAAACUAUGGUUUGCUCAACACUACAACGUUUGAACCAAAUCCAGAUUACUACAGUGCCCUUCUUUGGCAUCGGUUGAUGGGUAGAAAGGUCCUUUCCACAAAUUUUACAGGGACCAAGAAAAUACGAUCUUACGCACAUUGCGCCAAAGAAUCUACGGGAAUAACGGUUUUACUGAUCAAUCUAGACAACACAACUACAGUGGAUGUAAGUUUGUCUUCAUAUAUGAAUUGGAAGAGGGAGCAUAAACUAAGAUCUCUUGUUCAUCAUCAUCAUCAUAAAGUAAACAAUCCAAGAAAUAACAAGACUGGUGGAAUAGGGACAAGAGAAGAAUAUCAUUUAACACCAAAAAAUGGGGAUUUACAUAGUCAAGUAAUGAAGCUUAAUGGAAAAGAGUUGGAAAUAACUUCAUCUCAAGAGAUUCCACCAUUGGAGCCUAUAUAUGUGAACUCUUCAAUGCCUAUACGUGUUGCUCCUUUUUCUAUUGUAUUUGCUCAUAUUCCUCAUCUUACUUUCUAUGCUUGUAGUAGUAGUGAUUAAAUGCUAUAACCAAAUUCACAUGAAAUGGAACCUGAGAAUCAGUUCCAUUUUUGUUAUUGAAUUAUAGAUUAUAUUCCUCA
Messenger RNA from Lactuca sativa (garden lettuce), 1958 nucleotides. Its product is annotated as heparanase-like protein 3. Gene Ontology annotation, cellular component: plant-type cell wall; membrane. The record is from RefSeq and is a predicted model, not a curated record. NCBI's taxonomy places the organism in Eukaryota, Viridiplantae, Streptophyta, Magnoliopsida, Asterales, Asteraceae. Gene Ontology annotation, molecular function: beta-glucuronidase activity.